AUGUCGAAGAGGCCGCGCGCAUGCUGCAGGACGUCCAGGUGCCACAAACUGCUGCUGCUGCUGCUGCUGCUGCUGCAGCUGGUGUUGCUGCUGCUGCUGCUGCAGGAGCUGGUGUUGCUGCUGCUGCUGCUGCUGCAGGAGCUGGUGUUGUUGUUGUUGCUGCUGCUGCUGCUUCUGGAGCUGCUGCUGCUACUGCUGCUGCUGCUGCUGCUGGAGCUGGUGUUGCUGCUGCUGCUGCUGCUGCUGCUGCAGGUGGAGACUUUCGGAGCGAUGGAGCGGGAGGAAAAGACGAAGUACAUUCUGAAGCAAAUGAUGCUGCUGCUGCAGCAGUCGGACUUCAUCCGCUGCCAGAUCGUCAGCAAGAAGCUGAGUCCGAAGCUGCUGGAGGCGCCGGACUUGCAAACUUUAAAAGUCAAAUAUUACGAACUUAUGAUCUUUUAUUAUUUGCACGAAGAAGCACUUCUUGAUGUUGCGAAAUGUUUUGGCCACAUUUACAACACGCAGAUCGUCCGCGACGACUCCGCGCGCACGAACGAGUGCCUCGAGUUCUUCAGCAUCUUCAUGGUCCUCGCGCCCUUCGACUCCGAAGCCCAAGAGCUCAUUUCCAAAACCCUAAAAGAAGAGAUCAAGAAGCUGCAGCAGCUGCCGACCUUCGAGCAGCUGCUGCGGGACUUGUCGGGAGAAGAACUUCUGUCUUGGCCUUUGCCUUAUGAUGCAGAUUUGCAUUUGCAUGCAGCUUUUGGCGAAGACAAGUUCCCGGGAGGAGAGAAGAGGUGGACGCUGCUGCGCAAACGCGUAAUCCAGCAUAACCUCCGAGUGUUGUGCGCAAACUACAGUGUCAUUCAUUUGGGGCGCGUGGCUUCGCUGCUGGGGAUUCCCGAAGAGGAAGCAGAGGCGGAGCUGUCGGAGCUGGCCAGCGCGGGAGUGCUGGAUGCGAAGAUAGACCGGCCGGCAAGAACUGUGGCAUUUGGAAAGCCCAAAACAGAUUUAGUAGUUUUAGAAGAAUGGUCUUCUGCGUUGUCGAAGCUGCUGGACAAAGUGGACCUCUGCUGCCACAUGAUUCAAAAAGAACGCAUGGUGCAUGCAGCGCGGGCAAAGGCAGCAGCAGCAAACGCGCGAAUGGCUUCUUGA
Molecule: messenger RNA, 1131 nt
Organism: Eimeria necatrix
Lineage: Eukaryota; Apicomplexa; Conoidasida; Eucoccidiorida; Eimeriidae
Product: 26S proteasome non-ATPase regulatory subunit, putative
Exons: 8
Coding region: 1-1131 (376 amino acids)
Cellular component (GO): cytoplasm; proteasome regulatory particle, lid subcomplex; nuclear proteasome complex
Source: RefSeq, a predicted model, not a curated record